Molecule: messenger RNA, 3457 nt
Organism: Paramisgurnus dabryanus
Lineage: Eukaryota; Metazoa; Chordata; Actinopteri; Cypriniformes; Cobitidae
Gene: ssh3
Product: slingshot protein phosphatase 3
Biological process (GO): protein dephosphorylation; negative regulation of actin filament polymerization
Molecular function (GO): phosphatase activity; actin binding
Source: RefSeq, a predicted model, not a curated record
UAAGGGCACAUUUACUUUUCUCGGCCGAGAAUAAGUCUUCCUGGUUUCAAGUAUAGUAACUGCCUUCCCCUUUAAAUGUAUUUGGAUCAGCGUAAAAGUUGUGGACGGAGUACUCGUAUAACUUUGAUAUCUGGAUGAAAAUCACACAAGGAGGAGAUUCUUAUAUUUUCGCAGUUUUUCCCCGCGGAUCAGUAGUAGCAUACUUGAGGAGACACUACUGAGCUGCUGUGACUCGUCUGCCGGUGUAUAUGCAGGAUAAGCGGUUGUGGGAUGGCUUUGCUGACCUUGCACAGAGCACCGUCUAUUUGCACAACACCGGAUGAAUUAAUCCCAAGACGAGGAAUACUACAGAAAAGAGAAAGUUUCGCACUGGUUAAGGGGGCAGUGCUUCUGCUGGAAGAUAGAGAGGGAGAGGAGGGAGUACAUGAAGAAACCAUACCCCUUCUACUAGGUCCUAUACACAGACCAUCUGACACUCAGUGCAGACAUUUGCAAGCAAUGCUUUCGUUACUGCGACCAGAGGACACAGUGAAACUGGCUGUACGUUUAGAGUCAGUGAGCCCAGUUAGACUCAGAUAUUUGCUCAUAGUUGGCACACUUGACAAUAAACAAGAAAGUUUAUUACUUGGCAUGGAUUUCCCGGGAUUAAACAGUGAUGAAUGCACUAUUGGCCUGGUCUUGCCAAUAUGGAGUGACACACAGGUUUUCCUGGAUGGAGAUGGAGGUUUCAGUGUGACAUCUGCAGAAGUGACACGAAUCUUCAAGCCUGUGUCCAUUCAGACGAUGUGGUCCGUGCUGCAGGCGCUGCAUGGCUGCUGUGAACGUGCUGUGCGUGGAGCUGUCAUCCCUGGCUGUGGACUGGAGUGGGCACAACAUUACAAGCAGCAAAUAGAGUCUGACCAGAUCUGCAUUAAUGAAUGGGGGGCCAUGACUGGCCUGGAGUCAGUCAGAAAGAGCAAGGGAGGAAGUUACGCGUCUAAUCGGGAGUCAGUGGAGAAGGAGAUCAAAGCUCAGUUGAGAGAAAUUAUGAGGACUGAGGAUUUGGAAAAUAUUACCUCAAAACAGGUGCGAACAGCUCUGGAGGCUAGUACAGGCUUGGACAUGAAAGACUACAAAGAGUAUAUUGACAAUGAGAUGAUGGUCACUAUGGCGCAGAUGGACAAACCUUCCAAAAUUUUGGAUUACCUUUACUUGGGUUCAGAAUGGAAUGCUGCCAACUUUGAAGAGCUACGGAAGAACAAUGUGGGCUACAUCCUGAAUGUUACCAUGGAGAUUGACAACUUUUUCCCAGAAUCCUUCACCUAUAUGAACAUUAGAGUUUAUGAUGUAGAGUCAACCGACCUGCUCCCACACUGGAAAAACACAUACAUGUUCAUCAAUGAAGCAAGGAAAAAUGGACAGGCCGUACUGGUGCAUUGUAAGAUGGGCGUAUCUCGCUCUGCCUCCACUGUUAUUGCUUUCCUAAUGAAACAGCAGGGCUGGAGUUUAGAGCAGGCACUUAACCACGUCAGGGAACGACGGCCUAUAGUGCACCCAAACGAAAGUUUCUUCAAGCAGCUGCAAACGUACAGUGGCAUCCUAAAUGCCAGCAAGCAGCGCCACAGCGCACUCUGGAGGAGGAAAUCUAAAUCAGAACCCCGGCAGCCAUCUGUCCACAUUGCUCCAGCCACAGAAAGUCAAAAUGAACAAAAAGAGGAAGAGGAGGAAGGACUGGAAAGUCCAGAAGAAGAAGAAAGCACCAGCGAGGAGGAGGAACGCGAUGUAAGGGUCUUUGAUGAGCGUAUGGAGGACAGUUUUUCUGAGUCAUCUGAGGCAGAUACAGCCACAUCCAACCCAAUUAUAAAUAUACAGGAAAGUGAUAAGAUUUCAUCAAGUCCAAGCAGAAGUGGAAGGAUGGAUCUGUUUUCUCUUAUGCAGUCUAUUCAGCUCGAUGAUGAGGGGCUUGAUAAAGAGAUGGCUAUUGCUCAGAGGAAUUCCCCAGCACAACGAAGGAGGAGUCAUGGACGAAGAGCUCUGGCCCAUCAAAAAGCUCAUGUAGAUGUUUCACCUGAACCAAGCAGCAGACAGGCACAGAUCAAAAGCCAGGACGAAGUGAAUACACCUGCUUUUAAAGACUCCUUAUAAAAACAGAGCGGAUGGAAAAUGGGUUAAAAGGUGAGAAAACGAAACACAAACUGGGAUACUACAAUAUUGGACAAUCUUGCACACCAACCUAAUUCCGCUGUAUUCCAAGUUCUUAAUGGGAAUAAAACAGAACAAGAUUAGGAAAAUUCAGCUUCUCUGAUAUGAUGGUUGAUAUAAUAAAGCCUAAUAUUGAGGCUUGACUGUGGACGGUCAGAACGCACAAAGCACAUUGUUACAUUUCAUUGCAACAAAUAUCUCACUUUUCUCGCCCAAAACCCAUAAACUCAUUCCAGAUUGUUUUAAACAUAUAACCAUAAUUUUUAGUUGGUAACACUUUAUUUUACGGUGUCUUUGUUACACAUGUUACAUGUAAUUAUUAUAGUAAUAAUAGUUAAUUAUGCAUAAUUACAUGCAACUAAUCCUAAACCAAACCCGAAUCCUAACCCCAACCCUACAGUAAGUACAUGUUAUUGAAGAUUAUUACUUAGUACUUAAAUACAUAAUUACAAUGUAACAGUGACGCCUUAAAAUAAAGUGUAACCUUUUAGUUUCUAUCAAUCACCCCAUGUUAAGUAAGUAUAGAUACAAGAACUGUUUUUUAGAGAUUCAAAAUGUGCCUUUUGUAUUUUCCAUAUUCUUUGCACCUUCACACUGAGCCACAUUCGGUUUACUCCACAGAUUUUAAGGAUAUUAAAGGAAGUAGAGUGUUUCCUUGGCUGUCUUAAAAGAGAUUCCUCUCUUAAAGCAUUAUUGUUAUGUAUUUUUAAUAAAUGAAUAAUGAGCGUGACUUCUCCAUUACCGGUGAGCUCUCUCAUUUUAGGAGACCUAUGCAAUAAUUUACUUCUCUUUAUAGCUGUCUCUUCUCCGUGAAUGUGAAGCUUCCUUGGCUUUGUGUUGUCUGUUAGGGUUAUAUAUUAUUUAACAUGUGUAAUAUGCAGGAGAUAAAACCUGAGAAGAGUAUUUUUUUCUUAUCAAUGUGCCACAUUGUUGUGAUUUACUGUAUAAGUGGUCUGUGCUGUCCCAUAAUCAUUCGCAUGCCACACUUAUGUUGGUUCAGUGCCUUUAGUUUAGAGACCAAAAUAACCACAUUGUUGGUUUUAAUGUAUUUGCAGUUAACUAACACAAUUUUAAUGUAAAACACGUCCUUUGCUUUUUAAGUGAUGGUUUGUUUCCUUUUAAGCACCCACGUGUGAUGUCUCAUUUUAGUAUCAGACUGUAUGCAUGCUUUAUGUACUGUAAUGUAUGUAAACCUGUCUUUUUGAAGCAUGUGUCCUGAGUGUGUGUGUUUAAAGUAUAUACAAGUAAUAUCUGCUGUAAAACAUUUUUGUUGAAA